UGCAAUAAAUACACACACAUCAGUAUAUAUAAGCUCACACACAUAUAUAUGUGUGCCCAUAUUUAGAGCGAGAGAGAGAGAGAGGAAACAAAAAUUUAGCGGAAAUUUACACACAGAGAGAGAGAGAGGAAGCUAGAAUGGAUGAAGAGGAAGGCAAUACGAAUGGGGAAGAGGAAGUUCUAGGUUCAAGUCUGACACUGGAGAAAGUCGCUGCUGCCAAACAGUUCAUCGAGAAUCACUACAGAAAUCAGAUGAAAAGCAUACAGGAAAGGAAGGAAAGGAGAUGGAUAUUGGAAAGGAAGUUGGCGACUUCAGAUGUGCCCAAAGAGGAACAAAUCAAUCUAAUUAAAGAUUUAGAGCGAAAGGAAACAGAAUAUAUGCGACUGAGAAGGAACAAGAUAUGUGUAGAUGAUUUUGAACUUCUAACGAUCAUAGGUCGUGGAGCAUUUGGUGAGGUCCGAUUAUGUAGGGAAAAGAAAUCUGGCAAUAUAUAUGCCAUGAAAAAGUUGAAGAAAUCUGAAAUGGUUUCCAGGGGACAGGUGGAACAUGUUAGAGCAGAGAGAAACCUAUUGGCAGAAGUGGCCAGCCACUGCAUUGUUAAACUGUAUUACUCCUUUCAAGAUGCUGAAUAUUUGUAUCUUAUCAUGGAAUAUCUCCCUGGUGGUGACAUGAUGACUCUUCUGAUGAGAGAAGACACACUUUCUGAAAAUGUGGCUAAAUUUUACAUAGCUCAAAGUGUACUGGCCAUUGAGUCCAUUCACAAGCACAAUUAUAUUCAUAGGGACAUCAAACCAGACAACCUUCUUCUUGACAAGAGCGGUCACAUGAAGCUGUCAGAUUUUGGCCUUUGCAAGCCACUUGAUUGUAGAACUUUGUCUACUGUAAAUGAAAAUGAGGCUAUGGAUGAUGAAAACAUAAAGGAACCAAUGGAUAUCGAUAGACGCUUUCCCGAUGCUACGAAUGGUAGUAACUGGAGAAGUCCUCAAGAACAACUCCAGCAUUGGCAGAUGAAUAGAAGAAAGUUGGCAUUUUCUACUGUUGGUACGCCGGACUAUAUUGCUCCAGAAGUGUUACUGAAAAAGGGAUAUGGCAUGGAGUGUGACUGGUGGUCGCUAGGGGCAAUCAUGUAUGAAAUGCUUGUUGGCUAUCCCCCUUUUUAUGCUGAUGAUCCUAUGACCACUUGCAGAAAGAUUGUUCAUUGGAGAAAUCACCUGAAAUUUCCUGAAGACACCAAAUUGAGUCUCGAGGCCAAAGAUCUCAUAUGUAGGUUACUCUGUGAUGUGGAACACAGGCUUGGAACUGGAGGGGCUACCCAGAUAAAGGCCCACCCCUGGUUUAUGGAUGUUGAAUGGGAUAAACUGUAUGAAAUGGAAGCAGCCUUCAAACCGGAGGUUAAUGGAGAGCUGGAUACUCAGAACUUUAUGAAGUUUGAUGAAUUGGAUCCUCCAAAACAAGCAAGCUCUGGAUCAGGACCCUCACGAAAGCUGCAUCUUACUCCAAAGGAUUUGAGUUUCGUGGGCUAUACUUACAAGAAUUUUGAUGCUGUCAAGGCACUGCGUUAUUCAUCAGAUCAUACCAGGAGUGCGUCACCAAGACGACCAUCUAUCGAUUCCAUAUUUGGUGACGCUGUGGGUGGCGGCAUCAUGAGAGCGACGCCCAUGGACUCGGACGUACAAAUGAUCACAUCAGUGGACGACGUGAUGUCUCCAUAAACUAGACGGUAACAGAUGUUUCUCCCGCCUCGCCUCGAUUCAGUCGUCACUCAAUUGUACAGUGUGUCUUGACUAACAUUAUUUAGAUGGGGGGGUGGGUUAAUUAUUAGGGGGAGUGUGUGGUAGGGAAAAAUUGAGGGUAGUUUGUGCGGGGAUUGCCCAGGUUGGCAAGGGAAACUUGCUUUCUCUUGUGGCAGCGUCCUUGUCUUAAUUUUUAUGGAUGGAUGGUUGCCCCCACCACUACUACUGCUUCACUACACACUUUGUUUUUUUCAUGCCACCCAAACCAACAAUUACUCUUGUUUUUUGGUUUUGUGAAAUUAUUCUUCAAGUAUUUCUGUCUA
Molecule: messenger RNA, 2056 nt
Organism: Salvia miltiorrhiza (redroot sage)
Lineage: Eukaryota; Viridiplantae; Streptophyta; Magnoliopsida; Lamiales; Lamiaceae
Exons: 13
Coding region: 138-1712 (524 amino acids)
Biological process (GO): intracellular signal transduction; peptidyl-serine phosphorylation
Molecular function (GO): ATP binding; protein serine/threonine kinase activity
Source: RefSeq, a predicted model, not a curated record